Messenger RNA from Diplodia corticola, 1563 nucleotides. RefSeq names its product g2 mitotic-specific cyclin-b. NCBI's taxonomy places the organism in Eukaryota, Fungi, Ascomycota, Dothideomycetes, Botryosphaeriales, Botryosphaeriaceae. The record is from RefSeq and is a predicted model, not a curated record. Gene Ontology annotation, biological process: regulation of cyclin-dependent protein serine/threonine kinase activity; G2/M transition of mitotic cell cycle. Gene Ontology annotation, cellular component: centrosome; cytoplasm; nucleus. Gene Ontology annotation, molecular function: cyclin-dependent protein serine/threonine kinase regulator activity. The transcript is spliced from 2 exons. The coding region runs from base 1 to 1563 and encodes 520 amino acids.
AUGAGCUACGACAUCACACAUCAACACGUCAAUCACGUCACCUCUAACCAUCUCUUCCAGGCACGACCAGCCACUCGUCGCAACGUCACGAACGAGAAUGACGAAAACGCGGGAACGACACGUCUGACGCGCGCCAAGGCUGCCGCGUUGACGUCGUCGCACGAGGCCUCUGCUGCCGACCCCCCAAAGAAGGCCCCAACCAAGAAGACCACGGCCGGUACUACGGCUACUCGCAAGAGGAACGCGCUGGGUGAUGUCACGAACGCGAAGGGUGAGGUUGCCGAUGCGAAGGGCGGAAAGGAGGGCAAGGAGGCCAAGAAGCCGUUGACGGCUAAGCGUGGUGCCGUCGCUCAGGCUGCUGCUCCCACUGGCGUCACGAAGGCUUCUAAGACGACGACGCGUUCGGUUCUCGGUCCCAAGGAGAAGGCUCCGAUCAAGCGCCCUGUUAGCAGUACUGCUACUGUUGGUGGCGCGACCAAGAAGCGCGUCACGACCGCGACCAAGGAGACGAUCAAGGAGGAGGAAGCCCCCGCCAGCGAGAAUGUCGCUCCCACGAAGCAGACUCUGAAGUCCAAGACGGAGGUCAAGGUUGCUGAACCGAUUGUCGAAGCCCCCGCCAAGCCUGAACCCGCUCCUACCAAGGCCGUUCCCGAAGUGAAGGAAAUCCUGAACGAGAAGUACGACGAGGUUCCCGAGAUCCCUGACCUGGAUGAGGAAGACGCCAAUGACCCUCUGAUGGUGUCUGAGUACGUGUGCGAAAUCUUUGAUUACCUGAAGGAAUUGGAGAUCGCCACCAUGGCCAACCCCGACUACAUGGACAACCAGUCUGAGCUUGAGUGGAAAAUGCGUGGUAUCCUGGUCGACUGGCUGCUGGAGGUCCACACUCGCUUCCGCCUUCUCCCGGAGACCCUCUUCCUGGCCGUGAACAUCAUCGACCGUUUCCUCUCUCGCAAGGUGGUCCAGCUCGACCGUCUCCAGCUCGUCGGUGUCACUGCCAUGUUCAUCGCUUCCAAGUACGAGGAGGUCCUGUCGCCUCACGUUCAGAACUUCCGUCACGUCGCUGAUGAUGGCUUCACUGAGGACGAAAUCCUGAGUGCUGAGCGUUUCGUCCUUGCUGCGCUGGACUACGACCUGAGCUAUCCCAACCCGAUGAACUUCCUCCGCAGGAUAUCCAAGGCCGACAACUACGACAUCCAGACGCGUACGCUUGGCAAGUACCUGCUGGAAAUCAGCUGCCUCGACCACCGUUUCAUCGAGUACCCUCCCAGUCAGAUCUCUGCCGCCGCCAUGUACCUGUCACGCCUGGUUCUCGACCGUGGUGAGUGGGAUGCCGUCCUUGCUCACUACGCCGGUUACACCGAGGAGGAGAUCAAGCCUGUCCUUGACCUCAUGAUCGACUACCUCAAGGCACCCGUCGUCCACGAGGCCUUCUUCAAGAAGUACGCCAGCAAGAAGUUCCUCAAGGCCUCGAUUGUCCUUCGCCAGUGGGCCAAGAAGUACUGCGUGGAGCCGGCCAGCACGUCGAAGGAGGCGAAGCCUAGCAAGCUUCCCAAGGCCGUGUAA